AUGGUUUCUGUGUUUGACCCAGAGUAUCCUAUACACCAGACUUUCGAUUUGAAAGGUUCACUGCAGGGUCGCAAGCGGAAGGGAAACGAGAAGAUCGGCAAGGAUGUCGAUUGGAUGACCGCCAAUGAGUUGCUGUUGGUCGCGCCCAAAGUGCGCGCCCAGCUUUCCGCGGCCCACGAGCGGGAUGUGAGUUUUCUCACUUAUUUUGGGGUGAUGGACUAUUCCAUAUUAGUUGGAAUUCACGACCCUGACCCACAUUCACCAAGCGUUGCCUCUGUUGGUCGACGGUCAAGCAUUGGUUCUUAUUUCGAGCCGCCCUCCCGCAAGCUGGUGGCCUCACGCAAAUCAGUGGCAGGUUCGGACGGCAGCUGGGCGGACGGCCACGGUGGAAUCAUCCCGGCGGCCGGCUCCAGAAGGGUCUACUUCGUGGGCAUCAUCGACUUCCUGAUCUGGUAUGGAAUCAGGAAGAUGGGAGAGACCCUGGGCCGCGCCAUCACGGGGCACGAGAUGGAUGCCUCGUGUGUGGACCCUCUGAGCUACGCGAGGAGGCAGGUGUCCUUCGUGAGGGAGCACGUGCUGCCCAAGCCUGCGGAUGGCGAGCUCUGGGGCACCGUGGGAACGCUGCGGGUUACGUUCAUUGAGGCUUUUGACUUGAUCGGUGCCGAUAUGUUGAACAAGUCGGACCCGUACGGCGUCGUUCAGCUGGGCUUCCAGAGGCAGAGGACCCGCACCAUCCAGAACGACAACAACCCCAAGUGGCAUGAGGACCUGUAUGUUGCGGUCCAUGAGGAGCACCUCCGUCAGAACAUCGAGCUGUCUGUUUGGGAUUGCGACGACAAGGCGGUGCAGGGCGAUGACGAUUUCUUGGGCAAGCUGGUGAUACUGGUGCGCAGCGUGGGUCAGACGGCACACGCCCUCGAGAUCGUGGAGCCGCUGCAGGGCGUGUCGAAGGGCAGGCUUUCGGUGAAGCUGGAGCUUUUUUCAUCCGACAGGUCCGAUGUGGCCGCGCCUCCUCCGAUGCCCGCGCAGCACGAGUGA
Prorocentrum cordatum is the source of this 1038-nucleotide messenger RNA. The record is from the annotation of a GenBank genome assembly. Lineage: Eukaryota; Dinophyceae; Prorocentrales; Prorocentraceae.